This is a messenger RNA of Rubroshorea leprosula, 576 nucleotides long. NCBI's taxonomy places the organism in Eukaryota, Viridiplantae, Streptophyta, Magnoliopsida, Malvales, Dipterocarpaceae. The record is from the annotation of a GenBank genome assembly.
AGAGUCUUUUUUGCCUCUAGUUUACUGAAGCUACUCCCUCUAUUUAAGUUAUCCUUUCUCCUCCCAUCACAAAGCAAAAGGAAGCAAAAAAGCAAGAAAGAAAGGAGCAUCUCAAUUUCCACUUCAAUUCAAUUAUCAUCAUCCUCAAAAGCAAGAAAGAAGCAAGCAUGAGUUCUACAACCAGAGCUUGGACUGUAGCAGCAAGCAUUGGGGCAGUGGAAGCUCUGAAGGAUCAAGGGUUCUGCAGAUGGAACUAUGCUCUGAGGUCCCUUCAACAGCAUGCCAAGAACAACAUCAGAUCUUAUUCUCAAGCCAAGAAACUCUCUGCCAAUUCUUAUUCUGCUGUUUCUGAGAAGAUGAGAAAUGAGAGGUUGAAGAAACCAGAGGAAUCACUGAGAACAGUCAUGUACUUGAGCUGUUGGGGUCCUAACUAGAUUUAAGCCCCCAUCUAUUUUUUGUAAUUAUGGACUUGUUAUAUUUAUUCCUUUAAUCACAAAGUUUGUAUUUAAAAAAUCAACAGAUGUCGUCUUACAGCUUGAAGGUGGAAUUAUAACAUAAUGAAGAUUCACCAUCAUA